ACUACCGCCACAUUCCAGUCCUCAGACCAGACUCCUUCACGUUCGCGACAUGGCGUCAGCACGAUCCACAACGACUCGUCUGUUAAAAGAGUUACAAGAUUAUAGCAGCAAUCCCAACGAAGCCUUACUUCAUCUCGGACCAAUCAAUGACGAAGACUUGUUUCACUGGGAGGCGGUUUUAAAAGGUGUUAACGGGACACCUUACGAAGGCGGCCUCUGGCAACUCCACAUCGAAAUCCCAACCAACUACCCCCUCUCACCACCUACCAUCCGCUUCAAAACGCGCAUCUCCCAUCCAAACAUCUCCUUCACAACGGGCGAGAUUUGCCUCACAUUAUUGACGACAGAACACUGGAGUCCGGUGUAUACAAUCUCCACUACAUUAUCGGCUAUUCAUCAGUUAUUGACAGAUCCGAGACCGGACUCGCCAUUGAAUGUGGAUGUAGCGGCGUUGUUGAGAGAAGGGGAUAUUGCGGGGUGGGAGAGUAUUGUGCGGUAUUGGACGGAGGAGGAGAGGUGGCAGGGUCCGUCGGGGAAUGUGAAGCCAGCUGCUAGAUGA
Molecule: messenger RNA, 559 nt
Organism: Talaromyces stipitatus ATCC 10500
Lineage: Eukaryota; Fungi; Ascomycota; Eurotiomycetes; Eurotiales; Trichocomaceae
Product: ubiquitin conjugating enzyme (UbcJ), putative
Exons: 2
Coding region: 50-559 (169 amino acids)
Source: RefSeq, a predicted model, not a curated record